AUGAAGUUUGAGAUCUCUUCGUCCCGCGCGGCUGCGCUCGUCGCCCUCAUUGCGAGCGUCGAGGCCGCUCGUCAUGGCCAUCACCACGCCCACCGCCACGAACCUAGCUCGGAGAACGUCACCAUCGAGAAGCGUGGCGGCCAGUGCCAGUUCCCCAGCGAUGCAGGCCUCGUUCCCGUCACCCCCAACGAGCAGAACGCUGGCUGGGCCAUGAGCCCCGACCAGCCUUGCAAGCCCGGCAACUACUGCCCCUACGCCUGUCCCUCUGGUCAGGUCUCCAUGCAGUGGGAUCCCAAGGCUACGUCCUACAGCUACCCCAUGUCCAUGAACGGUGGUCUGUACUGUAACGAGAAUGGCGAGAUCGAGAAGCCCUUCCCCAACAAGCCUUACUGUGAGGAUGGCACUGGUGUCAUCAAGGCCAAGAACAAGGCCGGUAAGGCCGUGUCCUUCUGUCAGACCGUCCUGCCCGGAAACGAGGCCAUGAUCAUCCCCACCCUGGUCGAAUCGAUCAGCACUCUCGCCGUCCCGGGUCAGUCUUACUGGUGCGAGACCGCUGCCCAGUACUACAUCAACGCCCCUGGUGUCACUGCCGAGGAGGGUUGUGUCUGGGGUACCAACGCCAACCCCGUCGGUAACUGGUCUCCUUACACCGCCGGUGCCAACACCGUCGCCAACGGAGACACCUACCUCAAGAUCGGCUGGAACCCUAUCUACCUGGAGCCGACCACUCCCUUCCGCAAUGUCAAGCCUACCUUCGGUAUCGAGAUUGAGUGUGAGGAUGGCAAGUGCAACGGCAUGCCCUGCAAGAUCGAUCCCUCCACUAUGGGCAUCAACGAGAUGCUCGGUCCUGCCGUUGGUCAGGGUGCCGGUGGUGCUACUGGCUGUACUGUGACUGUCCCCAAGGGUUCCACUGCUCACAUUGUUGUCUGGGAACUGGACGGCAGCAGCGGUGAUGGCAGCUCCUCCGAGACCAUCUCCGUCUCCACCAGCACCGCUACCCCAACCUCGUCCUCGACCAGCACCAGCACUCCCACCCCGACUCCUACCACCACGGAGACUCCCACCGAGACCUCCACCUCUACUUCGACUCCUACUUCCACCCCGACUAGCACCCCCACUUCCACCUCGACUCCUACCCCCACCUCGCCAUCGACCUCGACUUCGAGCCCCUCGAUGAGCUACACCUACCGCCCCCAUGUCUUCACCGGUAGCGCUGAGAUCAUGGGUGCCUCUGCAACUACCGGGGCUGCUUCCUCGUCUGCCACUGGCUCUGCCUCUCCGGGUGCCAACAGUGCUUCCAGCACUGCUGUCUCCAUGAUGAGCAUGGUCUUUGGUGCCGCGGCUGCCAUGGUCAUGAACUUCUAG
Messenger RNA from Penicillium argentinense, 1365 nucleotides. Its product is annotated as SUN domain-containing protein. NCBI's taxonomy places the organism in Eukaryota, Fungi, Ascomycota, Eurotiomycetes, Eurotiales, Aspergillaceae. Bases 1 to 1365 code for a protein of 454 amino acids. The transcript has 3 exons. The record is from RefSeq and is a predicted model, not a curated record.